GACUAGGUUGUGUUGCUGUAUGCACUACCUACCUGUCCAACAGCUCUCGUCAUGGAAGUCAAGUCUGCGACCAUGUCGCGACAACCAUUCCUCGAGAUGCCGUUGCAUCUGCUUAGGAUAGUUCUGUCGGAUCUUGACUGUAUGGAUUCGCUGGCCGCUGCAAUCCUUAGCCAUUCCUCAUUCUAUGUUGCCUUUAGCGAGGACUCUACCAACAUUAUUUCCCGUAUUCUUGGGAAUCAAAUACCUGUGGACCUGUUGCCUUACUCGAUCGCCGUGUAUGAAGCUACUCGGAUAGAUCAUUGUAAUUCAGAUCACAUUAUGAAAUUAUUGCUUCGUUUCUUCUCCGAGAUAUCUCCGCCUUCCCAGGACGUGCUUCGACUCGAGCACCUGGAGCCAGCAGCCGCGAAAGUUAUCAGCAAAACACACAGCAUUGUUGAGCACUUUUCACACGACUUCGUGAAAAAAACUCUACCACUCACCCGAAACAAACUUGGCCUCUACCGUCCAGACUAUAGCCAAGCCUCCGCAGGCGAGGUCUUUCGAAUACGCCGCGCCCUCUACCGUUUCCAACUGUACUGCAACCUACAGGCAGGCGGGAAGCAGAGAGACACAUCAUCUCUCUACCAGCAAUAUUUCUUCUUUGGCCUCUUCUCCCCGUGGGUGAAUGAGCAGCUCGCCUGCAUCCAUGACUACCUCGAGCAAGUCCUAUCUUCCGCCUUCGACAAAGUUGCUGCUCACGACGUCGAAUGGGGUGCCAGGUCAGUCAACUGGCUCCUGCGGGGGAGGCACAACGAGUAUAAGCAGGGAUUCCUCUCAUACGGCCUUGAUUUCCUCUUCAAGCUCAGCCACGUCGCCCAAAGCUACGACGAGCGGCUGCAAAUCCUAGAGGCCGAAGACCUGCCCAAUACUAAGAAUAUGCUGGCCGCUCACUUCAAGAGAGCCACAAUAGUGGAGGACCCGGUCUACUAUCCAAAGUAUUUUGCCGUCCUCGGGCAGUGGGGAACCGACGACCUCGAGCUCCUGAGGAAUCCAAAGACAGACGGUCCGAUCGACGACAGCAGUUCCGGCCCGUUCCGAAUGUGGCACGAAGCCCACAAGGAGUGCUAUGUGUACGGCGUGGUGUAUGCAGAGGAGCACUCGCGCUUGAGGCGGUGCGGGUACGUCUUGUGGGAUGCUCCAGAGCGGCCCAUCGAGGGCGGGCUCCGAGAUCGCUUGCACGAAGCACGCAGGCAGAGAUUAAUAGACCACUUAGAGCUCAGCGAGGCCGGGGAGCAGAUGCGACGGUCUUGGGAGGAGAGGGCCGAGAUAUACCGGCGCGGUGGGCGCGGCUUCUGGAGCGAGGGUGACUUGAGCGGGAUCGUUUGGAGUGAAGCAGCCUCUUAGGUGCAGGCAAUAUCUGUGUACAAUUCGAUAGACUUAGACAUGUCCUGACAAAUAUGUAAUAGUUAAUACAUCUGCCUAUAUCUCUUCCUGGUUAUCCUGUUGAAAAUAUCUUGGCAUUACCUGCUAAGAAGCACCACUUGGUGCUCCAAGUUGCCUCGAAGGGUCUAGCCAUGAGGAUUCGCAGUUGAGGUCAUCAUGAUGUCCCCUAGUUCGAAGUUGACCAAAGAACUUUGUCAGUCACUUGAUCGAAAAAUCCGGGAAGUCCAACCGUCACAGAUUUAAGUUGGCAAUGCAUCAUCAGGACCCCUUUUUG
This is a messenger RNA of Phialemonium atrogriseum, 1696 nucleotides long. RefSeq lists its product as uncharacterized. Lineage: Eukaryota; Fungi; Ascomycota; Sordariomycetes; Cephalothecales; Cephalothecaceae. The transcript has 3 exons. The record is from RefSeq and is a predicted model, not a curated record. Bases 52 to 1383 code for a protein of 443 amino acids.